Molecule: messenger RNA, 3197 nt
Organism: Macrobrachium nipponense
Lineage: Eukaryota; Metazoa; Arthropoda; Malacostraca; Decapoda; Palaemonidae
Exons: 2
Coding region: 210-2285 (691 amino acids)
Biological process (GO): DNA integration
Molecular function (GO): DNA binding
Source: RefSeq, a predicted model, not a curated record
UCAGCUUCAGUUCUGUCUUCCCUACGUCAGGGAGAUUGGAUGGUAUCCCUGGACCUUCAGGAUGCCUACUUUCAUGUUCCGAUUCACCCAUCGUCAAGAAAAUAUCUAAGAUUUGUUGUACAAGGACAAAUCUUCCAAUUCAGGGCCUUGUGCUUCGGCCUAUCGACCGCCCCUCAGGUAUUCACGUAUCUGAUGCGGAACGUGGCCAAAUGGCUUCAUUUAGAAGGGAUAAACAUCUCAAUGUAUCUCGACAAUUGGCUAAUCCGGGCCAAGUCGGAGAAACUGUGUUUGGAGGACCUACAGUCUACUUUGAACCUAGCAAAGACGUUAGGAUUACUCGUGAACCUCGAGAAAUCUCAGAUGAUCCCCAGUCAGAACUUAGUCUAUUUGGGGAUUCGGGUGGAUUCUCGGGGUUUUCGGGCUUUUCCGUCCCAGGAAAGGAUUGCUCGGGGAUUACAGAAAAUCUCGAGCUUCCUAGAGAAAGAACGGAGUUCGGUGAGGGAGUGGUUAAGUCUUCUGGGAACCCUUUCCUCACUAGAACAGUUCAUUUCGCUAGGAAGACUCCACCUUCGCCCUCUUCAAUUCUUCCUAAGAAGAAUUUGGAGUUGGAAGAACGGGCAACUUUCAGACACUUUCAGUAUUCCUCUGGAGGUAAAGAAUCAUCUGAAGUGGUGGAUUUUUCCCUUAGAAAAGAACGAGGGCUUGUCUCUAGAAGUUCGGAACCCAAACCUAAUCUUGUUCUCAGACGCUUCAGAGAAGGGAUGGGGAGCGACUCUAGGGACAAAAGAAGUAUCAGGCCAAUGGAGGAAGGAUCAGCUAGACUGGCAUAUAAACUCCAAAGAACUUUAUGCCGUUCUUCUAGCUCUAAAAGCCUUCGAGACAGAGGUGUUAGGUCAAGUGGUACAGGUCAACUCGGACAACACCACAGCGUUGGCCUAUAUCAAGAAACAAGGGGGAACUCACUCUCUUUCUCUGUUCCAUAUAACAAAAGAGCUGUUGUAUUGGGCAAAAGAAAAGAAAGUGACGCUUCUCACAAGAUUUGUGAAAGGAGAGAAGAACAUCAGAGCAGACAGGCUAAGCAGGUUAAACCAAGUUCUCCCCACAGAAUGGACCCUUCACAUUCAGGUGUGUCAAGCUCUGUGGUCCCUGUGGGGCAGUCCACAUAUAGACCUAUUCGCCACCUACCUAUCCAGAAGGAUAGAGAACUUUUGCUCCUUAGUGGAAGACCCGAGAGCGAUAGCGGUGGACGCCAUGCUGCUGGACUGGUCAGGCCUAGAUGCCUACGCCUUUCCCCCCUUCAAAAUGUUAGGAGUGGUGUUAAGAAAAUUUGCGGCAUCAAGAGGGACGAGACUAACAGUCAUUGCUCCCUUUUGGCCGUCUCAAGAUUGGUUCACAGAGGUACAGGAAUGGACAGUGGACUUCCCAAGAUCUCUUCCACACAGGAGAGAUCUUCUCAAACAACCCCAUUUCGAGAGGUACCAUCAAAACCUCCACGCUCUCUGUCUGACUGCCUUUCGACUAUCGAAAGACUUUUCAGAGCGAGAGGCUUUUCAAGCAAAGCUUCAAAAGCAAUUGCUAGAGCCCGGAGAUCUUCAACUAUUCGGGUCUACCAAUCAAAAUGGGAUGUUUUUAGAAGAUGGUGUAAGAAGAAUAAACUGUCCUCUUCCGAUACCUCUGUGACCAACAUAGCUGAUUUCUUGAUUUUCCUUAGGGAAGAAUCAAAAUUAUCAGUUUCUACCAUUAAAGGUUAUCGAAGUAUGCUUUCUGCCGUAUUUCGAAACAGAGGUUUGAGAAUUGCAGAAGAUAAAGACCUCCACAAUCUUAUUAGAUCUUUUGAAACCUCUAAAACCUUUUCUCUUCGCACUCCUAACUGGAACCUAGAUGUAGUUUUGAGAUUUCUAUCAUCUAGUAGAUUUGAACCUCCUCUCAACGCGUCGUUUAGAGAUCUAACGAGAAAAUGUAUUUUCUUGUUGUCGUUAGCGACUGCGAAGAGAAUUAGUGAAAUACACGCUCUAGAUUCUCGAGUAGGAUUUAAGAGUGAUGCGGCAAUUUGUUCUUUCCAGACUCUGUUUCUGGCCAAGAACGAGAACCCUUCAAAACCCUGGCCAAAGAGUUUUGAAGUUAAAGGACUUUCAAAUCUAGUAGGAGAGGAAUUAGAAAGAUCUUUAUGUCCGGUUAGAGCUUUGAAGUUCUAUUUAAAGAAGAAGAAUGAACUAAACGGAUGUAAACAAAGCCUGUGGUGCGCAGUUCGGGAUCCUAGUAGACCCAUGUCAAAAAGGCAUUAGCAUUUUUUGUGAGGAGCAUUAUUACGGAUGCUCAUAAUGACUGCACUGAAGACUCUUUCAGGACUCUCCGAGUGAAGGCUCAUGAGGUUAGAGCGGUAGCCACUUCAUUAGCAUUUCAGAAGAACAUGUCUUUAAAAGACAUUGUGGAUGCGACUUACUGGAGGUGUAAUUCAGUGUUCGCAUCGCACUAUCUCAAGGACGUUAAAGUAACAUGAAAAGUGUUUCUCUCUGGGUCCUUUUGUAUCAGCCGAUACAGUGCUGGGGCUGGGAGCACAUAACGAUCCUUAGAAAAAUUUGUAUUUGUUCUAAUUUUUGAUAGUACAUAGAUCUACCUUGUGAGACGAGUUGUUGGUUUUUUCUGCUGAUUAGUAUGCUCGCUGGCGCACGGACGUCCUAGUUUGGAUCAGUGGGGGAAUCAAGAGACGUCUUACUGGCUAGAUUGUACAAACAUUUUUUUUUUUAUUUAAUUUUAUUUUUAUUUUUGUACUUUACUGUACGAAUGUUUGUGAUUCGAGUUUGUGGUUGUUUGCAAGAGGUUAGGGGAUAACUUCUUGCAAUCUUAGAACUAACAUGGAUAGGUUGAGGUGAUCGGGAUCGAUGUUGUGCUCCUUGUAUAGGUCUUGUCAAGUAAGUGGAUAAGCACCCAUUGACGUAGUCCUUCCAGGAUCUACCAAGUAAGCGGGUAAGACCCCUUUGGCAGAACCACAAGAACUCUUAGCCAUAGAUCAAUAUCUCGCUGAGGCUCUUGAGACUGACUAGACUCCUGGAUUGUAUUCAUGAAGUCUUCAGUCUAAACAGGUAGGAACCAAGGUUUUAUUUAUUUAUUACCUACAACGAUAGUUGUGAUUCCUGUUUGAUUCUGUAUUUAGCUGUCUCUGUCCCACCUCCAAUGGUGUGAAUCAGCUAAGUAUA